Molecule: messenger RNA, 1206 nt
Organism: Manis javanica (Malayan pangolin)
Lineage: Eukaryota; Metazoa; Chordata; Mammalia; Pholidota; Manidae
Source: RefSeq, a predicted model, not a curated record
AUGUGGUUCUUCUGGCUGGUACCAGCUUCUUCACCAAGGGCCCAUUCUGUGGAGGAGACGUGGCAGCCCCACAGAACCCUGAGUGGAGCCAGCACCCUCUCAGGCGGGCCGGGCAGAAAGGAGGAGCCAAGCCAGGCGGCAGCAGGCAGAACUGGAGGCUCAGCCACCGCAGACCUGGGUUCUUUGCAGAUCGAGCAGGAUGGCGUCAUGGUGAAAGGCAGCCAGCACUUCAAUCCAGACCCUGAUGUGGAGACCAUCUACAAAGCCAUGAAAGGGAUUGGGACCAAGAAGCAGGCCAUCAUCGAUGUGCUCAUGAAGAAAAGCAAUGCAGUGCGGCAACAAAUAGUCAAGUCCUUCAAGGCUCAAUUCAGCGAGAGGGUGCAGAUAGAUCAGGAGGACACAGAAGAGCACUCAGCAGACAGAAGGUCUUAUCCUCAGGGUUUAGGAACCAAAGAAGGCGUCGUCAUUGAAAUCCUGGCUUCUCGGACCAAGAACCAGCUUCAGGAGAUAAUGAAGGCCUAUGAGAAGGACUACAGGGCCAGCCUGGAGGAAGACUCAGACACCAGUGGCUACUUGGAGAAGAUCCUUGUGUGCCUGUUGCACGGCACCAGGGAUGAUGUGAGCAGCUUUGUGGACCUAGGACUGGCCCUCCAUGAUGCCCAGGAUCUGUACGCAGCAGGUGAGAAGAUACGAGGGACGGGUGAGAUGAAAUUCAUCACCAUCCUCUGCACGCGCAGUGCCAUGCACCUGAUGAGAGUGUUUGAGGAGUAUGAGAAAAUUGCCAACAAGAGCAUUGAGGACAGCAUCAAGAGUGAGACCCACAGGUCACUGGAGAAGGCCAUGCUCACAGUGGUGAAAUGCACCUGGAACCUCCACAGCUACUUUGCAGGGUGACUUUACUACUCCUUGAAGAUAACAGAAGCAGGGACACAUGAUGGGACCCUGAUAAGAAAUAUCAUUUCCAGGAGUGAGAUUGACUUUAAUCUUAUUAAGCGUCAGUUCAAGAAGAUAUAUGGCAAAACCCUGAGCAGCAUGGUCAUGUGGGUGUCACACUCUUGUACUUGCUGCCAUGUGAUAGACUCAGGAACCAACAACGAGGUCAGGGUGGCUAGGGCCUAUAGGGUAGGCACACAGAAACCAGACUGUGGAGGCGUGGAGACCCCUGUACAUCACGCCCAGAAGUUUGGCUUUGCAUUUGAAUUAUGA